CACUCACACACUCACACACACACACGCAAGCACUAAAACACACCAUACACACACACACACACACUACACACCACAGACAUUGAAGUGGCGGAAUAUGCUGGAGGUGCAGGAGGAGAGGACGACGACACCAGCAGCAGCCACGGCUACAGCGACGCACUUCGGCAAGAAGGAGAGGGAGCGCGCCCGCAAGGAGCGCGAGGAGGGGGGCAAGGACGGCCGCGCUGGUGGGGGAGGUGGAGGAGGAGGAGGAGGCGGUGGGGGAGGAGGAGGAGGUGGAGGAUUGGCUGGCCCCGGCGGAGGAGCGGGCCCCCGUAGUGGCAGGGCCAAGUCCACAGGCCUGGCAGCAGCAGCGGCGGCGGCGGCAGCAGCAGCAGCCCACGCGGCACACGGAGGCCACGGCACACACACGCACAGUCCGCACCAGCACUUAAGCCCGCCCAUCGUGGCCCUGGGAUCUCCGUCCAUGCAUUCCAGUAACGCCAAAGUGCGCAACUCCCCCACAGCCAACACACAGAGCCCCAAGCAGCCCAAGCAGGAGGUGAUGGUGCGCUCCCCUCCCGUCAUGUCCCCCUCGGGCGCCGCCGCCCAGCUGGACUCCAAGCUGCCCAAUCAGGGAAAGCAGGGCGGCGCCGGCGGCAACCAAUCGCAGCAGCCCUCGCCGUGCGACUCCAAGCCGCUGGGGGGCGCAGGGGGCUGCCACGCGCCCAAGGGAGGCCCUGGCGGAGCGGGUGGAGGAGGUGGAGGAGGAGGAGGAGGAGGGGGUCCGGGCUUGAAGAACGGCCAGGGCCUGAACGCAGGGUCCAAGGUGAAGUUAAAGAGGGAGCGCAGCACCUCGCUGGAGAGCUUCAACGAGCCGCGCGACGCCGGCACGCCCAACGCAGACGGGGAGCCGCGAGGGAAAGAAGGGAGUCGGGCGAAGCGCAUGUGUGUGUCGGAGCGGCGGCAGCCCUACAGCGGAGCAGACUGGUGCUCAGGCGGAGAGAGCGAUGAGGACGAACAGGGCUUCUACAACUGCACCCCGGGGGACAUGAAGCCCCAGGACCCCAGCUCCCACCCGGCCUCCAACCCGGCCCUCAGCCGCUCCUCCACGCCUUCCCACAAUGCCAUGGGCAGCCAGAGCCUCCCCAACGACCCCAAUGCCGGCCACAAACCCAAAAAGGUCUACGUGUUCACCACAGACAUGGCAAACAAAGCUGCAGACGCAGUAGUGACCGGACAUGCAGACAGCAUCAUCGCUUACCACAUGAAGAACAUCUCCAACAAGGGGGACAAGACACAUCUACUGUUGAACAAUCAGAGUGGGCCCCUGCGGAACGACGGGAAGCCCCAGCAAGGGCCUGGCAUGGGGCCCCAGGAUCAGAAGCCCCCGCAGCAGUCCCCCUUCCAGCAGUCCCAGCCCCCGGUAGGCCAGGGGCCCAAGGGUCCCGGUGGCCUCCCCCAGGACGGAGCUCCGUCGGCGGGCAUGGACUCCAAGAGCCUCCCCAGCAGCAGCCCCCGCAACCCCACCCCCCACGACAGGACGCCGGGCAGCCAGACCCCCUGUUCCCCAGGAGCCGGUCCGCAGGGCUUCCCCAACAUGGACGGCCCCAAGGGGAUGGACCCGAAGCUCCUGCCCCCGGACAUGAUGCCGGGCAUGGGGGAGAACUCGGGCUCCGAGGGGCUCUCCCAGGAGCAGCUGGAGCACCGGGCGCGCUCUCUGCAGACGCUGCGCGACAUCCAGCGCAUGCUGUUUCCCGACGACAAGGACAUGGGAGGCAUGGGCCAGGGCAACAUGCCGGGUGGGCCCCAGCCUCCCGGGCACCCCGGCAUGAUGGAAGGGGGGCCCAAGAAGAUGGAGCAGGGCCCACUGCAGGCCAUGAUGGCUCAGUCCCAGAGCCUGGGCAAGCCCGGAGGUCCUGGGGGUCGGCCGGAUGGGCCCCCCUUCGGCCCCGGAAUGCCCCGCGACAUGCCCUUCUCCCCAGACGAGCUGGGACCUAUGCCACCUGGCCCCAUGAACUCCCACCCCGGAGGGCCAGGGGGCGAGCAAGGGGACCACCUGACCCCCGAGCAGAUGGCAUGGCUCAAGCUCCAACAGGAGUUCUACGAGGAGAAGAAACGCAAGCAAGAGCAGAUGCACAGGUCCAUGGGAGAUCCCAUGAUGCUGCACGGUCCGCGGGGCCCCAUGAUGCGCGGCCCUCCCCCGCCCUACCAGAUGAACCCUGGCGAGGUGUGGGGGCCCGGCGGCCCCGAGCCCUUCCCCGACCAGAUGGGCAUGGGGCCCCGCGGCAUGCCUCCACACAUGCAGCGCAUGCCCUUCCCCGGCAUGAUGAACCCGGACAUGGACGGAGGCCCCAACCCCAUGGGGCCGCGGCCGGGCAUGAACUGGCCCGACGAGAUGGCCAAGAUGGGCGACGGCCGAGGGUUCCCGCCGGGACAGGGGAUGUUCCCGGGCCCCGGCGGACCCGGAGGCAGGGUGGAGAGGUUUCCCAACCCCCAGGCCGUUCAGGAGGCCAUGUUCCAACAAGGGAUGGCGGACAAAUCAGGAAUGGGAAUGCCGCCGGGAAUGAUGAUGGACCGGAUGAUGGGGCACCCCAGACCCGGGAUGGACCCCACCAACGGGCAGGGCGGCAUGUUUCCCAGGAUGCCCGGCGAGGGGCCCAUGAGCCCCGCCUCCCGCAUGGAGUUCAUGAAGAGCCUGGGCCGGGAGAUGGGCCCGGGGCCCGAGUUCGGCAUGGGUCCGGGGGGCCCCAUGGGUCCAGGCCCCAACCCCGGCAUGAUGGUGGGUAAGAUGGGACGCGAUGGGCCGCCCAUGAGCCUGAGCCCGGAGGAGAUGAUGAAGAUGAGGGGGGGCCCUCCAGGUCCCGACGGCAUGGGGCCCCAGCAGAAGAUGCUCCAGGGCCCGCCCUUUCAAGACCAGCCGGGAGACUUCAACAUGGGGCCCAACAGAGGCCCGUUCCCUGGCCAGCCUGGUCCGCAGGGCCCCGGUGGCAUGCGAGGUGUCAGGAUGCCCGGAGACAUGCCUUUCCCCCCCGACCAGCGGCCCAACUCUGGCCCCAACGGCGGCCGUCUGAGUCACAUGCCCCCGCACCCUCAAAACCAGCCACCCAACCAGGGCCAAGGCCCCGGCCCCAACUCCAUGCCCAACCAGCGGGGCAUGGGCCGCAAGCCGGCCGAGCUCAGCAUCCAGGCCGGCCAAGGAGUGCACUCCCCGGGCGGCAACCCCCUCAAGUCCCCCAUCAUGAGGCAAGUCCAGUCGCCCAUGCUCGGCUCCCCGUCGGGGGCCCUCAAGUCGCCCCAGACCCCCUCCCAGCUGGCCGGCAUGCUGCAGGGACCCUCCGCGUCGGCCGUGGCGGCGGCAGCGUCCAUCAAGUCUCCGACCAUGAUGGUGGGCUCGGCGGGGGCGUCCCCUGUCCACAUGAAGUCCCCCUCGCUUCCCGUGCCCUCGCCCGGCUGGACGUCCUCCCCCAAGCCCCCCAUGCAGAGCCCAGGGAUCCCCCAGAACAACAAGCAACUCAGCAUGACCUCUCCCAACAUGAUGAGCAAUGUAGAGCAAGGUGGCAACGGUCCUCCCUCGGGCGCUCCUCCCAGCUCCACGGCGGGGCCUAGCGGCGGCGGUGGCGGUGGUCCCCCGGGCGGCUCCAUGUCCCUGCCCCCCGGCGCCGGUCCCGGCAGUCUUCCGUCCAACAGCCCCUACGGCAUCCCGCCGGAGCCCACGCUGCCCCAGAAUCCCCUGUCCAUCAUGAUGUCGCGCAUGUCCAAGUUCGCCAUGCCCAGCUCCACGCCGCUCUACCACGACGCCAUCAAGACCGUGGCCAGCUCCGACGACGACUCACCGCCCGCACGCUCGCCCAACCUGCCCUCGCUCAACAACAACCCGCCAGGAAUGGGUCCCAACCACCACCAGGGCCACCCGCGCAUGAUGGUACCCAGUUCGGGCGGCCCCAUGCCAGCGCUGAGCCCCAUGGGCAUGAACACUAUGGGCUCCCAGCCCCUCAGCCACGGCAUGCCCAACCAGAUGCCCUCGCCCAACCCCAUGGGCCCCAACAUGGGCCCCCACCCCGGCGCCAUGGGUCCCGGCGGCAUGAUGGGGCCCCACGGCAUGAUGAUGCAGCCGGGCGGCCCCGAGCCUGGCAUGGGCAACAACCAGAUGGUACAAGGCAGGAUGGGCUUCCCCCAGCGCGGCCAGGGCUUCCCACCGGGCCAGUCCCCGCCUCACCAGGGCCCCUUCGCUCACAACGGCCCCGGCCCCCAGGGCCCCUUCCCCCACGGCAUGGGCUUCCAGGGCGACGGCGGCGGGCCCAUGGGCAGGAUGGGGGGUCCCAACAUGCCCCACCCGGGGCCCGGCGGAGACCCGGGCAUGUGCAAGCCCGGCGGACCCGACAACUUCGGCGGCAUGCCGGGGGUGUUCAACGACGCAGACCUGCAUGAGGUCAUUCGCCCAGGAGCCACCGGCAUCCCCGAGUUCGACCUGUCCCGCAUCAUCCCCUCGGAAAAGCCCAGCCAGACACUCUCCUACUUCCCCCGGGGGCCCGGAGGAGGUGGCGGAGGCGGGGAGGGUCCCGGUAAACCACCCCACCCCUCGGGUCCCGUCUUCCAGCAGAUGCAGGGGAUGAUGGGCGAGGGCAACCCCAGGAUGGGGAUCCCGAUGCAAGGCAUGGGAGGCCCGGGAGGCCCCGGCCACAUGGGGCCCCAGGACAUGGGCAUGGGCAACCCCGGACACAACCCCAUGCGGCCCCCGGGCUUCAUGAACCAAGGCAUGAUGGGACCUCAGCAUCGCAUGAUGUCGCCAGGACAGCCCGGCAUGCCGGGACAGCCGGGGAUGAUGGGAGGGCCCGGCAUGAUGCCGGGGAAAGAGCGGGGCCCAAUGUACAGUCACCCGGGCCCCGUGGGGUCCCCCAACAUGAUGAUGUCCUUACACGGCAUGGGGGGGCCCCAGCAGACUAUGAUGAUGUCCCCUCAAAUGAGGCCCAGAGGCAUGGGCUCCGAUAUGGGCAUGGGCUUUAACCCAGGGCCCGGGAUGUUCUAAGGCCCUAGCCUAGCCCUAAUAAUCGAACAGUGCACAGUGGAGCAUACGGACGACGGGAUGUUUCAGACUUUAAUAUCCACCAUGAUUUAAAACUUUUUUUUGGUUGGCUGUCACAGUGGAACCAGCAAAGAGGAUGUGGAAAUGGAGGUACCCCCUAAUGUUACUGCUUUUACCAGACGUGGUGGCGCAUAGCAUUUGGUUCUUUGGACAUGGAGGUGACCGUGUUUUUUGUGUGUGCUCGUAGUGAUGGCUGGUUUUUAGCCGUCAGUGCCAUGAGAGAAUACAGGAAGCAAAAUAGUUUUUUUCCUUCUUUUUUUCGGUUGUUGUUUUGUCUUUUACUUUUUUUUUUGUUCGUGGAAAAACUUCAGAAUGUACAGGACUAGCGUUCAAUAGCGCAAAACUGCGUAGGGUUUUUUCUUUUUGUAAAAUGUUUUUUGUCCCGACUUGGAACAUGAACUUUUGGCGUAAUAAAAACUGACACAAACUUAUGUCAUCAAAUAAAGGAUCAGGAGGUAGAGAUUGAAGAUAAAAACUUUUUUUCAAAUAAUAAGGAAAAAUACAACAAACAAAACAAAACAAAAAAACGCAAAAAAAUAUACAAAAUAAAUUCUCCUUACAAGGAUUUUUUGUAUCGUAAAAGGUUGAAUACGUAAGAAAAACACCACCGAGACACCAUCAAUCAAGACUUGAAAGGAACUUCAUUUUGUCAGCAAUUUUGUUUACGUCUCACUGAUCGAGAUGGCAUUUGUUGUUGCUUUGUGUCGUGUGUGUGUGUGUGUGUGUGUGUGUGUGUGUGUGUGUGUGUGUGUGUGUGUGCGUGUGUGUGCGCGUGUGCGCGCAUGUGCGUGUGUGUGUGCGAGCAUGUGUGUACGUGUGCGUGUGUGUGGUUGUAUACUAUCCUCACGUGUAAGGGAUUUCACCAGAGACUCUUCCUCUCGGUCUGGGGACCUGUGCAGUGGCAUAAUCGGGUGGCCUGACGGGGCUUAUCGCCAGGCCUUGGCUUGCUCCAUAAUGUCUGCCUUUUGGGGGUCCGCUCCAGACCAUUUUAAUUUUAUUUGUAUUAUUGUUGUGUUUUUUUUUUAUUUCCUUUGUAUCUCCAGUGUAUAAGAAAUCGACCUAUGACCUCAUACAGAUAAUAGUAUUAUUAAAAAAAAGCACAAACAUG
Engraulis encrasicolus (European anchovy) is the source of this 6170-nucleotide messenger RNA. RefSeq names its product BCL9 transcription coactivator (gene bcl9). Gene Ontology annotation, cellular component: beta-catenin-TCF complex. Gene Ontology annotation, biological process: canonical Wnt signaling pathway; positive regulation of transcription by RNA polymerase II. The transcript has 10 exons. Gene Ontology annotation, molecular function: transcription coactivator activity; beta-catenin binding. Lineage: Eukaryota; Metazoa; Chordata; Actinopteri; Clupeiformes; Engraulidae. Bases 95 to 5005 code for a protein of 1636 amino acids. The record is from RefSeq and is a predicted model, not a curated record.